AUGCCGAGUGAAUCGGAAACCAUCAAUGCUGACAGGUCCGUGUACAUCAUCAAACAUAUGGGUCGUUUGGUCUAUGAUGAGUCUGGCACUGGUCGCUUUGCUGGAUCAACCACAGGAGUUCAUUUUGUGUUAGGCGCACAGGAAACUUCCAUACAGGAUCUCAAUUACGGUGGUCACUUCCCCCAAAGUUGUUACAGCUUACACCUUUUGCAACCAACCAUCAAUCAGGCUGUAUCUCUCGGGUCUGAUUUUAAUUUAACGACUGGGUCCUCAAACUCUGUCCUAUUGGUUCAAGAUAUCAAGCCAUUCUUCUCUUUCCCGCUAAAUUACUAUAUGCGACAUGUUGAUAUAUUCAUGGCCAAGUGGGAAAGCUUCUGUCCUGUGCUGGUACGAAGGGAAAUAGUAAGCGCGAUGCAGAGUCUGCUGAACAAUCUAUAUGCGUCGUCAACACUGGCCAAAAUUGACUGUUCUACCGUCAUGACCAUGCUAAUGGUUACGAGUAUAAACCAAAUCGACCAAAACUUCAGUUCAGCUAGCGAAGGUGAGGCUGUAGAGACUCGCAAAAGUUGCCUCGACCUCGCCUGUCAGUUGUUGGGCCAAGUUAGUGCAAUUGGUGAUCUCCAAGCUCUCCAAGCUCUGUCACUAUUUGCGUUCUAUGUUCAGAUCACUGGGCACAGUAUUUGGUUGUUGCAAUUGAACAGCCUGAUGGUUCGUAUUUCCCAAUCUCUAGGUCUCCAUCGCCAUGAUCGGAGAUUCAAGUUCAAAAGCGGGAUGGUUGAAUUGAGACGACGCAUCUGGUGGUGGGUAUAUUUGUUUGACAAGAUCACUUCAAUUGUUCAUGGCCUUCCGAGACUCAUAAAUGACACAGAUGUUGAUAACGAAAUGCCAACUGACUGUAUUCUGGACGACGUCAAUGCAGAGCAUAUAUCAUAUCCAUUACCAGGCGAAAAUACGCCAGUAUUUUUGUUCAAUCAGUAUGUUUCACUAGGCCAGAAACUCUCAACAGUCCUUGAACAGCUUUACACUACAACACAACGCCGAGGUGGUGCGGAGAAAAUCAGACGCCUUGAUCGAGAAAUGCGCGUCUGGAACCACACCUUCAAUGCUCUGCCUCGUAUUGAUGCUUUCGAGGUGGGAGAAGAUGGUUCACAUCUGUUGGAUAGAACCAGCGUGCAUAAUGCCUCAGAACUCACCAUGUUGUGGCUACAACUUCUGGCAAAUAUUUCGAUGGUGUUAAUUCAUCGCCCUGCCCUUACUUUCUCUGUCCAGGUGCCGGAGUUUGGAAAAAGUCUCAACUCGUGUGUCAAAUCUAGCACUGCAAUCCUAAAUAUACUUGACCAUGAGUGGUUUGGUGGUUGGCUUCGCAGUAUAUGUCCAUCAGGUCCAAGCUUAAUAUUCCAAAGCGGGCUGAUGCACAUUUAUUCCGCCUGCCUCACCACGAAAGCCGGAGAACCAGAUCAGGUGACUAACAUGAGAGCAGUAGCAAAAGCAAUUGCGCUACUCCAGUUGUAUCUACCAGGAAACCAAAACCCAUCGUCGGUGCAGUAUAAUCCUGGAGACCUUCGAUCGCAAUGGAUCGGUGAUGCUGUCAGUACUUUACGUUCUCUUGAGAUUGCCCUCUUAGCAAGAUCUCAAAGCAGCCCGACUAUGGGCAGACUGGACAUAAUGGUUGGAGCUGACUUGCCAUCAGUUUCCCACGCGACUCAAGUUGACAACAUUCAACCCGCCCUCGCCACCCUCGAUACCUGGAAUACCAAUGCCUUAGAAUCUCUGAACAAUUUCAAUAACUUCGAUUGGAUCUGGGGAGACAUGACCAACUGCACUUAA
Molecule: messenger RNA, 1827 nt
Organism: Exophiala aquamarina CBS 119918
Lineage: Eukaryota; Fungi; Ascomycota; Eurotiomycetes; Chaetothyriales; Herpotrichiellaceae
Exons: 2
Coding region: 1-1827 (608 amino acids)
Biological process (GO): DNA-templated transcription
Molecular function (GO): DNA binding; zinc ion binding
Source: RefSeq, a predicted model, not a curated record